AUGCUGCGCUGCGGCCUGGCCUGCGAGCGCUGCAGGUGGAUCCUGCCGCUGCUACUGCUUAGCGCCAUCGUCUUUGACAUCAUCGCGCUGGCCGGCCGCGGCUGGCUGCAGUCUAGCGAUGACAGCCAGACGUCCUCGCUGUGGUGGCAUUGUUUACUAGAAGUCUGCGACAGCCUCAUGACGUAUGCUUGGGGAAGGGCAGCCGCCGCCAUGCUGCUCUGCGGUUUCAUCAUCCUGGUGAUCUGCUUCAUCCUCUCCUUCUUUGCCCUCUGUGGACCCCAAAUGCUUGUCUUCCUGAGAGUGAUCGGAGGCCUCCUGGCCCUGGCUGCUGUGUUCCAGAUCAUCUCCCUGGUAAUUUACCCUGUGAAGUACACUCAGACCUUUAACCUUCACCUCAACCCUGCUGUCACUUACAUCUAUAACUGGGCCUAUGGCUUCGGGUGGGCAGCCACUAUUAUCCUGAUCGGCUGCGCCUUCUUCUUCUGUUGCCUCCCCAACUAUGAAGAUGACCUGCUGGGCAAUGCCAAGCCCAGGUACUUCUACACAUCUGCCUAA
Molecule: messenger RNA, 555 nt
Organism: Budorcas taxicolor (takin)
Lineage: Eukaryota; Metazoa; Chordata; Mammalia; Artiodactyla; Bovidae
Gene: PERP
Product: p53 apoptosis effector related to PMP22
Exons: 3
Coding region: 1-555 (184 amino acids)
Biological process (GO): cell-cell adhesion
Cellular component (GO): cell-cell junction; membrane
Source: RefSeq, a predicted model, not a curated record